CUUCUAGAACCACAAGCCCACCGAGCGAACUUCGAUGCCCGUGAGAAACUCAGAAGAAACGCUAGUACCGAAAGGACAGUCUGUAAGAUGUCUCAAGGAUGUGCCGUAUGUAGGAUAGAGCCGAAAACCAAAUCGAUAGGAAACAAGCUGUGUGGAGCGGAAUUAGGAUUCGAGAGGGAUGCAAAGAAGUAGGAUGUCGGGGAAUGAAAAUCUACCGACUCACAGAUUCAUGGCUACGCCCUGUCCCAGGACGAACAAAAAGCUGCGCCGAACUUCUUAUGCGCGGAUCACGUUGCGUGGCGCACCCCAUUAGACACAUGUUUGGAUCUCGUCGUAGGACCAAAAGCCUGCUUGACCAAAGCGCAUGUCCAACGAGACAUCGCCGUCGCCCAUCAAUGUUAGCCUCUGCAGCUCCUCUCCUGGCCUUCCCCAGUCAGCAAACAUCAUCGGCCACUGAAACUAUUAUCCAGUAGCUCGACCAAGACCCAGAGAAUCGCCAGCGCAAUGAGCAAGCCCACAA
Trematosphaeria pertusa is the source of this 520-nucleotide messenger RNA. RefSeq lists its product as uncharacterized. The record is from RefSeq and is a predicted model, not a curated record. NCBI's taxonomy places the organism in Eukaryota, Fungi, Ascomycota, Dothideomycetes, Pleosporales, Trematosphaeriaceae. The transcript has 3 exons. Bases 204 to 473 code for a protein of 89 amino acids.